GGCCUCACCCGCCCCGCCGGCUCCAUUGGCCGUGCGCUGCGGGGCGGCUCCCAUUGGCCGGGCUGGGUCCUCCCAGGAAGUUUGGGGUGGGAGGAAAAACUUUUUUUUUUUUUUUUAAUUAAAAAAAAAAAAGAGGAAAAACUCAGGCAGGCAUGGUGGGGCCACGGGAACCACCCGGCCUCUGAAGCUGCCCCGCCGCCCUGGCUGCCAGCGCCCGCUCCCGCUGCGCCCCCGCCAUGACGCCAGAUCUCCUCAAUUUCAAGAAGGGAUGGAUGUCCAUCCUGGACGAGCCAGGAGAGUGGAAGAAGCACUGGUUCGUGCUGACCGACUCGAGCCUGAGAUAUUACAGGGACUCGAACGCCGAGGAGGCCGAUGACCUCGAUGGCGAAAUCGAUCUCCGCUCCUGCACAGACGUGACAGAAUUUGCGGUGCAGCGCAACUACGGCUUCCAGAUACACACGAAGGAUGCCAUCUUCACGCUGUCGGCGAUGACCUCGGGCAUCCGGCGCAACUGGAUCGAGGCGCUGAGAAAGAACGUGCGCCCCGUCAGCGCUCCGGAUGUCACCAAGCUCUCCGACUGCAACAAGGAGAACACGAUCCGUAACUGCGUCCCGACAAAGGGCUCGCUGCGGGCAGAGGAGCAGCAGCGGCCGGGCUCCGAGGGCAGCGCCAAGGGCAGCCCCUGGAAAGCGGACGGGCAGCGCCAUGCCUUCGACUACGUGGAACUGUCCCCCUUGCAGCAGGACCCCCACAAUCAGGGGUCCCCGCCGAGGACGAGAGGGAGCUUGAGGGUCUCGGAGCGAGCGCCCAAGCACGAGGAUCUGGAGCGGGAUCUGGCUCUCCGCUCAGAGGAGAGGCGCAAGUGGUUCGAGAGCCCCGACGGCGGCGUCCCCAACACCGACGGCCCGGGGGGGGACUCGUCCCGCAAGGCGGGGGAGCCGGAUCUGCCCACCACCCCGCUUUCGGAGGAGCAGCGGGUUCGGCUGAACGAGGAGAUAGAGAAGAAGUGGCUGGAGCUGGAACGCCUGCCCUUGAAGGACUCGCGGCGGGUGCCCUUGACCGCACUGCUGAACCAGGGCAAGGGAAGCCACGGAGACCUCAACGAGGCGCUGAAAAAGGAGGUCCAGUCACUGCGGGCACAGCUGGAGUCCUGCCGGGCCAAAAACGAGAGCCUUCGGGAGGCGACAAAAUCCCAGGGGGACGGCCACGUGCCCCGGGGGUACAUCUCUCAGGAGGCCUGCGAGCGCAGCCUGGCCGAGAUGGAGUCGUCCCACCAGCAGGUGAUGGAGGAGCUCCAGAGGCACCACCAGCGGGAGCUGGAGCGGCUGCGGCAGGAGAAGGAGCGGCUCCUCGCAGAGGAGGCUGCAGCCACAGCAGCGGCCAUCGAAGCACUGAAGAAAGCCCACCGAGAGGAGAUGAACAAGGAGCUGGGCAGGACACGAAGCUUUCAGCAGUGCGGCUCCAUCUCGGAUGCCCUCCAGAAGCAGCACCAGUUGGACGUGGACUCCCUGAAGCGGGAGCUGCAGGUGCUUUCCGAGCAGUACUCCCAGAAGUGCCUGGAAAUCGGGCAGCUCACGGAGAAAGCGGAGGAGCAGGAGCAGACACUGCAGCGCUGCCAGCAAGAGGGGAAGCAGCUCCUGCGGAAGAACCAGGAGCUGCAGACCCGCCUCUCAGACGAGAUCGGGAAGCUGCGGAGCUUCAUCUCCUCGCGGUGCUCCGGGGACCGAUCACAAAACAACGAGCGCAGCUCCUGCGAGCUGGAGGUGCUGCUACGGGUGAAGGAGAACGAGCUGCAGUACGUGAAGAAGGAGGUGCAGUGCCUCCGGGAGGAGCUUCAGAUGAUGCAAAAGGACAAGAGAUUUGCCUCAGGGAAAUACCAGGACGUCUACGCGGAGCUGAACCACAUUAAGGUGCGCUCGGAGCGGGAGAUCGAGCAGCUGAAGGAGCAUCUGCGCCUGGCCAUGGCGGCCCUGCAGGAGAAGGAAUCACUGUGCAACAGCGUCAGCGAGUAACGGUCUGUUCUUCGUUUGUUUAUCUAUUCUUGUUUUUAAUUUGCUCCGUUCCUCACUUGUGGGGAGGGGGAGGUUGAAUCCCAUCCGUUAUCGCCUUGGCACGACGUCCCCCCUCCCCAGCCAGCCUCCCCUCACACCCCUCCUGAAGCUUUCGAUGAAGCCCUUCAACCCCCUCUCGCCUGCAUAUCUGAGCACGUUGUUUGGACUGGCUCCUUACAUGCACCUUCUUUGGGACUUUAUAUGUGAAAAUUAUAUUUUAUAGAGGAAUUUUUGACUUCCCCCAGGAAGAAGGGGAAGAGGAGGGGGAAAGCUUUGACAUCACCAGCGUUUUCUAACCUGAGAAAAAAGAGAAUCUCUCCCCCCUUUCCCCAGCCCUGUUGCUCCCGGCCAUGCAGCCACCUCUGGCACUUUUUGUGCCCUCUAUUCCCCCGGCCUCCGCGGCCCCACGGGGACAUACAGCGAGGACGCUGCUCCACUGGGGAGAAGACACCCAAAGCCAUAGGAGGGAGCCGACGGGGCCGCAGCUGUGCUCGCCCGGGACUUUGAAAGAGGAGACCUUGGCAUGAGGCUGCGUGAUCGAGCUCUCAGUGACUGUCCUCCGGCUCUGCCUUGGCAGAGCCUCAACCCCCUGGCACCUCCCCACCCGCCCUCCCUUGGGAUGGGGAGAACCCGCCAAUUUUGGGGGCAGAGGAGCUGCUGCCGUGCUGUGCAGUCAGCCCUGAGGUGGGAGCUGCUGCUCUGCCGUGCCCUUCACUUCUUAACUUAAUAAAAUCUUUCCAUUUUGCUGAGA
This is a messenger RNA of Cygnus atratus (black swan), 2802 nucleotides long. It is a transcript of the gene TRIOBP, whose product is annotated as TRIO and F-actin binding protein. Gene Ontology annotation, cellular component: actin cytoskeleton. The coding region runs from base 237 to 2012 and encodes 591 amino acids. Gene Ontology annotation, biological process: actin filament organization; positive regulation of substrate adhesion-dependent cell spreading. Lineage: Eukaryota; Metazoa; Chordata; Aves; Anseriformes; Anatidae. The transcript is spliced from 14 exons. Gene Ontology annotation, molecular function: actin filament binding. The record is from RefSeq and is a predicted model, not a curated record.